Molecule: messenger RNA, 1131 nt
Organism: Photinus pyralis (common eastern firefly)
Lineage: Eukaryota; Metazoa; Arthropoda; Insecta; Coleoptera; Lampyridae
Product: zinc finger protein 525-like
Exons: 2
Coding region: 67-1044 (325 amino acids)
Biological process (GO): regulation of transcription by RNA polymerase II
Cellular component (GO): nucleus
Molecular function (GO): RNA polymerase II transcription regulatory region sequence-specific DNA binding; DNA-binding transcription factor activity, RNA polymerase II-specific
Source: RefSeq, a predicted model, not a curated record
UCGAAGACAAUCAGGAAUAUCACAAAUCAAACGUACCGCCAGAGGGCGUCAUUAUCGAUUGGGUCGAUGCCGAUGCGUUUAAAGUGGUGUCAUUUGUGGUUACACGACCGGUGUUUUGGUGCCGUGUAUUUUUGUGAUAUGUCGGUAAUUGUGAAAGUGGAAAUUAAACAAGAAGACAACAUAAAUACCGCCAUUGAUGAGAAAAUUUUACUGAAUGAUGAUGUCUCUGGAAUGAUAAAGCGAGAACUUGAUGAGAAUACCAUCAGUAGGGAUUAUCCUAAUGUCGCAGGCACUUGCAUAGACGAAAAUGAUGUCAAGCAGGAAACUGAAUCUUUGAUCGUACAUUAUGAAGAUUUCACCCGAUCGCAAACUUCGAAAGAUUUAAAUUGUGCUCAGUGUAAUUACACAACCAAAAAUAAAUGCAGUUUAAGGGCGCAUUUACGAACUCAUAAGGCUGUUAAAGAUUUCUCAUGUGAUCAGUGUAAUUACGCAACCAAUAACAAAUACCAUCUUAAACGACAUCUAUUGACCCACAAGAAGAUAUUCAAGAAUUUUAAAUGUGCCCAGUGUGAUUACGCAACCAAUGAUAAAUCCCAUCUUAAACGGCAUCUAUUAACCCACAAGACAUUAAAGGAUAUUAAAUGUGAUCAUUGUGAUUACGCAACCACUAAUAAAUCGAAUUUAAACAAACAUCAGCUUUCACAUAAACUUUUCAAGGAUUUUAAAUGUGUCCAGUGUGAUUAUGCAACAAAUUAUAUAUCUCAUUUUAAAACGCAUCUGCUCUCGCAUAAACCUUCUAAGGAUUUGAAAUGUACCCAGUGUGAUUACGCAACCAAUGAUAAAUCCCAUCUUAAACGGCAUCUAUUGACCCACAAGACAUCGAAGGAUAUUAAAUGUGAUCAUUGUAAUUACGCAACCACUAAUAAGCCCUGCUUAAAAACACAUCUACUUUCACAUAACAAGGAGUUCAAGUGUGUUCAGUGUAAUUAUGCAACAAACAGUAAAUUACUACUGAAAAGACAUCAGUUUAAACACAAAAGCUAACUAUUUUAAAUGUGGUGAGUGUAGUUACACAGAAAAAAAAAUAUUGUGUCAUCACAAGGCGUAACCAAUUACAUUCUAAGGAAUUAA